AUGAACUUACGAGAAGCUUUGACGACUGUGGCGGCUUUGCUGCUUCCCGCACUGAUUCUCAUCUGCAAGUGGCUAUUCCGGAGGAGGAGGAGGUCCUCCAACAAUAACCCCCAGCUAUCAGAAUCUACAUGCAUUGUUGAUUCUUCUGCUUCAACUACUGGUUCUGAUGCUUCCUUGCCCCUUCCAACUGGGGACUACGAGGUCUUUUUAAGUUUUAGGGGUCCAGACACCCGCCAUGAGAUCACUGACGUCCUCUACCAUUUUCUUAUUCGCUCAAAAAUUCGCACAUUUAAACAUGAUGAGGAUCUUCAUGUGGACGAAGGAAUCUGGCCUAGUUUGGUGGAGGCCAUGAAGGAAUCCAGGAUUUAUGUUCCUAUUCUUUCAGAAACUUAUGCUGAAAAUGAAUUGGUUGGAAUUGAUGCGCACUUGAAAGCAGUAGUUGAAAGACUAGAUUUAAACUCUAAAGCUGUGGCAACUGUUGGCAUUCACGGCCUUGGUGGUAUCGGCAAGACCACUGUUGCAACUGCUGUCUACAAUAAAGUUUGUGCUCACUUUGAUCGUCACUACUUUGUGGAAGAUGUAAGAGAAACAUUGCAACGGAGGGAUGGUAUCGUUGCUCUGCAAAAUAAGAUAAUCUCCGGCAUUGCGAAAAAGGCAACUCCUGUAUCUAAUGUUAGUGAAGGAAUCCGGAUGAUAAGAGAUAGAGUUAGCCAUUACAAGGUUCUUAUUGUUCUUGAUGAUGUAGAUGACAAGUUCAAAUUUGAUGGCAUCUUGGGAAAUUCUGAAAACUUCGUUUCCGGCAGUAGGUUUAUUGUUACUUCUAGAAAUAUUAAGGUUCUGACUUUACUCGAAGGAUCUUUGUCUAGAGACAUUGUAUCAACAACAGGAGGACUUCCACUGACUAUUAAGGUUGUAGGCUCACUUCUGUUUAAAGAAGAUAGAGCAGUUUGGGAAGAAACAUUGCUGCGGUUAAGAGAAACACCAGAGACAGAGGUCUUAGACCGGUUAAAGAUAAGUUAUGAUACAUUGGACGAUGAGGCAAAACAGAUAUUUCUUGACAUUGCCUGUUUCUAUGUUGGAACUGAUAAAGAAAAGCUUCUUACAUGUGGAGUGAUUGGAACAGAUAAAGUUAAAGCUCUGCGAGUAAAUUCUUCAUCUCCUGAGACAUGUCAGCUAACAAAUGAGCAUUUUAGGAACUUGUCUAAUUUGAGAUACUUCGAUGGAAAUUCUACGGAGCUUACUGGAGACUUCAGUGAUCUUCUUGAUAAUUUAAGAUGGCUUCAGUUGCAAUACCAUGCAGAUUCAGGUGACCAAUUGACCAAUUUUCACCUGAAUAAAUUGAUCAUUCUUGAUCUCCGUGGGAGCGAUAUCACAGAUGAUUGGGGAGGGUGGACUCAUAUAAAGAUGGCAGCAAAGCUAAAAGUUCUGGACCUUGCAUAUUGUCGUUACAUAACAAAACUUCCUGACCUUUCCACAUAUGGGAGCCUCGAGCAUUUACACUUUUAUGCAUUGAGAGGGUCCACUCAAGACCUGGACCUUGGCAAUUUGAGGAACAUAAAGGUUUUGAAUCUUGAGAAUUGCAGAAUCAGGAAGAUAGUGGGGGGUAGUAUUGGAAUCCUUCAGGGGCUUCGGGAGCUAAAUAUCAGCUCGUGCAAGUGCGAGAACUUGGGACAAGUUCUCUUCGACAUAGUGACCCUGCCAUCUCUGAAGAUCCUCAGAGCAAUUAAAGUGAAGGAAGAAAAUGCAUUGGAACUUCCGAAAAGUUUGAAGGAGCUAAGCACCUCUGUCUCGGUCUCUAAUCUUCCAGAACUGACAAACUUAGAGCAAUUUACAUUUGAGUAUUGUGAAGAUUCUAAGCUCGAAAUCUCAGGCACAGGAGAAGAGUGGUCGAAGCUGUCAAAGUUGACGUCUUUGGUAGUGAAGUAUGGAACCAACAUUACGACCAUUGGCCCUCUUUCGCUCCCCCCAUCACUAACAGAGCUUCAUAUCUCCGUUUGCCCCAAACUAGAGAGGCUGCCAAAGUUGGACAAUCUGGAAAAUUUGGCUGAACUCAUCCUCUACAGAUGUUCCAAGCUUCGGGAGAUUGAAGGCCUCGGAGGAACCCUGAAGUCAUUGCAAAGUCUGAAGAUAGAUUAUUGUGAGAGUUUGAUUCACAUCAACGGCCUCGAAGACCUCGUCUCUUUGACCGACUUGCACUUUGAAUCUCUGUAUGCAUUGGAGAGACUCCCCAUCAUCAAUCUAGCUUCUCUGAACAGGCUGAGUAAGGUUGAGAUCCUGCAUUGCCCUCUUCUCACCGAGAUAUUAUUUCGAGGUCCUGAGGAAGAUGGAGGCCAAGUACGACACGACUCUUUAACAGAACUUAAUGUUGGUGCAUGCACAUUGCUGCAAGGGCUGCCUAAUCUGUCACAGUUUCCAAAUUUGAGGAAGUUGAACGUUUGGGAUAUGAAGGGUAUAGCUAACUUGGAGGGUCUGGAAUAUCUGGAGGAUUUAAGGGUAUUGGAGCUUUUUGACUUGCCGUCAGUGGGUACAUUACCUUGUCUGUCCAAGCUGAGGAAAUUAGUGAUGUUGGUAGCUGCAGAUAUGCACCGACUGUGUGAGAUUCAGGGCCUUCAGGAUUUGGAAUCAUUGGAGCAGCUAGUCAUUCCUGGAUGCACGUCGCUGGAGAGACUGCCGGAUUUGUCUGGUCUAAAGAACCUGACAGUGGUGAACAUCCGAGAAUGCUGGAAGUUGACUGACCUUUCUGGUCUCAACAGUCUGCAGGGUGUAGUCAUAGACUGGCCACAGUAAAGAUGAGAUAACCUUGUGAUGUAACCUGAAAUUGUACCAUAUGUAGUAUACUGAUUGUUUUUUUAUGUUUGUUUAUCUUCCAAUUCAAUGUUUGUGUCUUAAACUUCUUUAUUAGCACUCUCUCUCCCAUGAGAACUUGUCAGUUUAUCACUUCUGACU
Messenger RNA from Linum tenue, 2946 nucleotides. NCBI's taxonomy places the organism in Eukaryota, Viridiplantae, Streptophyta, Magnoliopsida, Malpighiales, Linaceae. The record is from the annotation of a GenBank genome assembly.